Molecule: messenger RNA, 1774 nt
Organism: Orbicella faveolata
Lineage: Eukaryota; Metazoa; Cnidaria; Anthozoa; Scleractinia; Merulinidae
Product: acetyl-CoA acetyltransferase, mitochondrial-like
Biological process (GO): fatty acid beta-oxidation
Cellular component (GO): mitochondrion
Molecular function (GO): acetyl-CoA C-acetyltransferase activity
Source: RefSeq, a predicted model, not a curated record
AGUACCAAGUGCGUUACCCCUACUCCGCACAAAAUGGCCAGCUUUCUUGUCGCAAUGAGGUUUUCGAGUCUAAAUAUCUCAAGAUAUUUGGGUUGGAAUGCAUCUAGAAAGUGUCUCUCUACCGCCUCAGGUUUACACGAAGUGGUGAUUGCCAGUGCAGUGAGAACACCAAUAGGGUCUUUUAGAAGUUCCCUGUGCAGUGUGCCAGCCCCCCGGCUAGGAGCUGUUGUUGUCAAGGCUGCAGUAGAAAAAGCAGGUAUCAAGCCAGAGGAUGUGCAAGAAGUCUAUAUGGGAAAUGUGUGUACAGCUGGUGAAGGUCAAGCUCCCGCACGACAGGCAACCCUUGGAGCAGGCUUGCCGAUAUCAACUCCUUGUACCACAAUAAACAAGGUCUGUGCUUCUGGAAUGAAGUCCAUUAUGAUGGCGGCCCAAAGUCUUGCUUGUGGAGAUCAGGAAGUGAUGGUUGCUGGUGGAAUGGAGAGCAUGUCUAAUGUACCAUUUCUAGUUGGCAGAGAUCCACCAAAAUAUGGGGGUCACACAAUGGAAGAUGGAAUUGUCAAAGAUGGCUUAUGGGAUGUGUAUAAUCAGAUCCACAUGGGUAACUGUGCAGAAAAUACAGCAUCAAAGCUUGAAAUAAGCAGAGAGGAACAGGAUGAAUUUGCAAUUAGUUCUUACAAGAAGACAGAAGCUGCAUGGCAGGCAGGGACAUUUAACAAUGAAGUCAUCCCAGUCACUAUUCCUCAAAAGAAAGGUAAACCUGAUGUGGUCUUCAGUGAAGAUGAAGAGUUCAAGCGAGUGUCGUAUGACAAAUUCGCGACCCUGAAGCCUGCCUUUCAAAAAAACAAUGGAACAGUAACAGCCGCCAAUGCCAGCACACUGAAUGAUGGGGCUGCCUCCCUCGUGCUCAUGACCAGACAGGCUGCUGACCGGUUAGGAGUGAAGCCGCUUGCUUCCAUAGUAGGAUUUGCUGAUGCCUCAGUUGCACCAAUUGACUUUCCUAUUGCACCAGCAGCGGCCAUGCCUAAGUUGUUACAACAGACUGGAUUGAAAAAGGAGGAUAUUCACAUGUGGGAAAUUAACGAGGCGUUCAGCGCUGUUGUUCUGGCCAACAUCAAGCUGAUGGAGUUAGACCCAGACAAAGUGAACAUCCAUGGAGGCGCCGUUUCAGUAGGCCAUCCUAUUGGAAUGUCCGGUUCUCGACUUAUAGCCCACAUGACGCAUACCCUGCCCGAGGGAGCCCUGGGUCUAGCAAGCAUCUGUAAUGGCGGUGGUGGCGCAUCAGCGAUGGUCAUCAAAAAACUCUGACGUACUUAGAAACCUGUGACGUCAUCACAUUGACUCUGACUUCGUGACAUGUAUUUAUAGCGAAUAUGCAGUUAAACUGCCUAUAUAUGGAUGGGAAGGACUGGUCACUGGGUGAAAUGAUGUUCAGCUGGGUGUGAAAUUUUAAAAGAUGAAUGUACAAUACGAAUUCGUUGCUAGCUAAUGCGACCGCUAUAGUUUUGAGUCUUGAAACUCCUCUUCGUCGGCGAAAAAAGAAAAACUUAACAUAACGCAUUCCGAAAAUGUUUGUGGUUGCCGGUCAAGGAGCGCGAUAAACUAAUCAAUUUUCGUUGGCCAAACAAGACAGUUUAGGCCAGUAGAAUGCCGAUCUCUCGCUGUAAUCAAUAAGCACCUCGUAAAGCUUACACCAUUUUAGUUCAGGGCGCAAUCUCAGAGCCCUGUCACCGGGAAUUUAAUUCGAUUGUAAUAAAUUCUAGAAGAGUCUCGUGAA